AGUAAAUAAGUAUCCAGCGGCAUGCCAACCAGCUGAAACGCUACUGCGAAACUGAGAAGCCCACUGCCCCAAUCUCUCUCUCGAACUUAGAGCAAAAGAAGAAAAAUUCGAGAAAAAAAUCGGACGAGGAGGUGAUGGGGAGAUCGAAAGGCUCCUGCUUGAAGAUCAUUGCCUGCAAUGGUGGCGGUGAUGCGAACGACGACGACGAUGUUUCGAUGGCUGAGAGCAAAGCUUCAUCUGAAAAACGCCGAUGGAGUUUUCGAAAGAGAUCAGCCAGGCACCGAGUACUAAGCAACAAUGUGGUCUCAGAACCUGUGUCUAUCACCUAUAACAAGGAAAAUGCAGAAGUUGUGACCAAUACUUUCGAUUCUCCAAUCUAUUCUUCUAUUCCAGAAAAAAAAUCCAUAGAAGAAAGGAUAAACGAAACUUUCCCAUUACCAUCUGCUGUUGUGGAUUCUGAAAUAGCUAAUCCUUUGGCAACAAAGAAAAAUUUUCCUGCCAAUGACAUCAACCUCAAUGAAUCUGUUGCUAUUGUCAUUCAGGCUGCUACCCGGGGAUGCUUGGCUAGGAGAGAAUUCCAAAAACUUAAGAGCAUCGUCAAGUUGCAAGCUGCUGUACGUGGACAUUUGGUUAGGAGACAGGCCAUUGGAACAUUGCGUUGCGUCCAAGCCAUUGUAAAACUGCAGGCACUUGUGCGAGCUCGCCGCACUGAGAAAUCAGUUGUACAAGAGGAUAAGCUCCAGAAGGGAAAUUCAUGUGUAAAGCCAAAUAAAACGUAUUCCUCAACCAAGAUACUCCUUUCAAAUCAAUUUGCUUGUCAGCUUUUGGAGGCUACACCGAAGAAUAAACCCAUUCAAAUAAAAUGUGAUGCUUCAAAAUCUGAUGAUUCAUCAUGGAAAUGGUUGGAGAGGUGGAUGGCUGUGACUUCAUCAGAUAUUGGACAGCAGCUGGAGCAAAAACUUAAUCAGGGUCAUAUGGGACAAGAAGAAAACACUGAGUCGGUUGAUUAUGAAGCAAGAGAAAAGGUUCCACCUCUAGUCUCUAUGUCAUCUGAUGCAGAGUUAGCUCAAAUAAGAGUACCAGCUAAUGGUGAAGGGGAUGAAACAACUAAAAGUUCUGGUACCCUGAAGUUUGAGGCUGCAAUGUAUGUUCCAGAUAAUUGCUCGAGUUCAUUAGUGAAGGAUCACCAGGAAAAAACUCAGUUCAAGAAUGAGACAUUGAGCAUCACACAAGACAAUUGUGCAAAGAUUGAGAAUGUUCAUGAAACAAUUAUGGAUUCUCUCUCAAGUCAGAAGCAAUUGGAAUCAAAUCCAGCUGCAAAUAUAGUUCUUGAUAAUGUUUCUGAGAAGCAUGAUUUUGACUGCAAUAGCUUGAAGAAUACUUCUAAAAGUGCAUUUUUUGAACCAGUAGCUGAAGGAAAGAAGCUUGUACAGGGGUUGAGAAAACCAUGCAAUCCAGCAUUUGCUGCUGCACAGUCGAAAUUUGAAGCACUGAGCUCGAGCUCUUCCAUCGGCAGGUCUGGUAGUUCUGCCUGUCAAGAUGCUGCAGCCAAGUCAAAAUUAAAUAGCUUUCAUCUUCAAGUAGAUGCUUCGAAGGAGAGUAAGGACAUAAGCUUAACAGAUAACUCAGUAUCUCAUGAUCCAAGAGUUCAAAAUGCUGCUUCAGAAUGUGGCACUGAAAUUUCUAUCUCCUCCACACUUGAUUCACCAGACAGAUCUGAAACUGAAGGUGGGGAAAUUGUCCUAGAAAUUGGAGCUUUGGAGAAGGGCCACUAUGAUGUCAAUGCUGAUACCGAUACUGAUCAUGAUCUUGUUAAAAUGAAUACUGAAGAAAAUAACUCAGCCUUUGAUUCGGAGGUCCUUCAGUCGCAAAGAUCUGUGGAAAGUGAUGGAAAUUUACCCAAGUCAACAGCUGCCAGUAAUGUAGUGCAGGUGGAACAUCAGCCAUCUGAGCCAACCGCAUCAGAUAUGCCGACUCAACUGGAAAGUUCCAUUCAGUCAUCGCCAGAAGGAACCCCCAAAAGCCGUACAAUGAUCCCUGAGUCACAUGGAACACCAUCAAGUCAGACAUCUGUGAAUGCCAAAAAGACCAAAAAAGAUGGUAACGUGCCUGCUCAAAGUCAAAGGUCCCUAUUAGCAGGCAAGAGGUCACCAUCUAAUCCAAACAAUGAUUCAGAUGGAAGGACUAGUACAGAGAAAUUGCCGAGGGAUUCAAAGAAUGCAAAAAGACGUAACUCGCUGGGGAUGGCUAAACCAGAUCAUGCUGAUAAUGAGCCCCGGAUAAGCAGCAGCAAUUCCCUUCCAAGUUACAUGCAAGCCACUGAAUCUGCAAGGGCCAAGGCCCAUGCCAGUAUUUCUCCAAAAUUAAGCCCUGAGGUGCAAGAUAACCACAUGAAGAAAAGACAUUCCUUACCUAUGGCAAAUGGCAAACAGGGUUCAUCCCCACGGAUGCAGAGAUCAACAUCACAAGCACAACAGAAUUCAAAGGGCAAUGCCAGUCAUUCUCCUCAUAAUUCUGCAGAGAGGAGAUGGCAAAGAUGAUCGAGCCUUCUGAGCAACGUGACAUGCACUCAUCCUGAAAGAAAUGUUAUGGAUUUCAAAGCCAAUGGGAAUUAGCUACUUCAGUCGUGAUUUUGAUACAUCCUGUGCUUUUAUUAUUGGCAUAUGGUGCGACAAAUGGGCAAGAAGCAGAUCAAGAUAACAUGAUGUAUGUUACUGUUUAAUGUAAGCUUCAGCCCAUUGUUUUCUAUGUUGGCUUUUUAUGUGUGUGAUAUAUGACUGGAGUCCAGAAGGUCGUUUUGUGCUUUCAUAGAACAAGCUUGAUGUGUUUAUUUGCACGGGAAGUUUCUGAGUUUUGAUUGCAAUUGAGACUGCCUUCUACAUUGCUAUCAUGAGAUCAGACGUGCUUGUAAUGAGACACCAAGGCUAACAUAAGACCAUCUUCUCCAA
Elaeis guineensis (African oil palm) is the source of this 2948-nucleotide messenger RNA. RefSeq names its product protein IQ-DOMAIN 32. NCBI's taxonomy places the organism in Eukaryota, Viridiplantae, Streptophyta, Magnoliopsida, Arecales, Arecaceae. Gene Ontology annotation, molecular function: protein binding. The record is from RefSeq and is a predicted model, not a curated record.